Aethalodelphis obliquidens (Pacific white-sided dolphin) is the source of this 2295-nucleotide messenger RNA. RefSeq names its product small nuclear ribonucleoprotein U11/U12 subunit 48 (gene SNRNP48). Lineage: Eukaryota; Metazoa; Chordata; Mammalia; Artiodactyla; Delphinidae. The transcript has 9 exons. Bases 981 to 2000 code for a protein of 339 amino acids. The record is from RefSeq and is a predicted model, not a curated record. Gene Ontology annotation, cellular component: cytosol; U12-type spliceosomal complex; nucleoplasm.
GGGAACGGGACGUUCACAUGGCCUCAAAGUAGCAUCCCUCAGAUUACUUACCAAAUACCAAGAGGAAAAUGUACAGUUACAAUGGAGCCAUGCAGUCACUGUCUUUACCGAGUGAUCAAAUUUAGCAUUACUGACAGCAGGAGAAUCUAAGAUAUGUGUCCUCUAUGAGGUGUGAUAAAGAGGUACACACGUCUUGCAAAAAAUGCUUAACACUGAAUCUAGUCGUAAGGGGAAGAUCUAACAAGUCCAGAAGGAGGAACAUUCUACCAGACAACUGGCGGGGAGUCGGGACAAAAUUCAGUGACAAGUUACAGAGGAGAGUGGAGGAGACUGUUCUGCAGUAAAAGAGCCGAUUAUAGCUCAUGGGUUGAAAAAAAUAAUAAAAACGGCUAUCAAAGGAAUUUCGGGGGCAGCUCGGGAAAUUUGAAUACGAAUUAUGUUAGAUGAUACUAUGAAAUCAUUAAUUUUCUAGGUUUGAUCAUAUAUGAUGCUUAUGUCGGGCUAUGUCCUUAUUCUUGGGAGAUGCAUACAGACGUCUGUGGGGGUGAAGUAUCCGCAACUUUCAAAUAAUUCGUCAAAAAUCAGUGUGCCGGGCUGUGUGUAUGGAGACGGUGGGAGAGAGGCCAAAUGUUAAGCAGUUAAUGAACUGGAGGACGGCUAUGCGAAUGCUCAUUGUACUACUCUUUAAACUUUUCUGUAGAUAUAAGCGUUUUUUUUUUUUUUAAAUUGGGGCGGGGAACGCCGUUCAGGGAAGGCCAAGUGCAAAGGCAUCCACGAGCCUUACGAAGGUAGCGACGUCGGGAAGAGACGGAAGAGACUUCUCAGAACCGCUUCCGCCCUUCCCGGGGCCCUUCCCUGUUGGCGGAUCCAGUCACGUGGCUACGUGGCCCCGCCCACAGCUCCCAGAGGCCCGCGCGCGCCGCCGGCAGUUGGGCCGCUCCUUCCGGGCCGGCAGGCGGGUAAGUGGUCGUGCCGCGGCCAUGGAUGGCGACCCUCCACCGGUGGAGGAGCGGCGGCGGCUGCGGGAGGAGCUGAGCGAGUUCGUGGAGAACUGCUGCCGGACGCUGGAGGAGGUGACGGCGUCGCUGGGCUGGAGCCUGGACCGGCUGGACCCCGGGGAGGAGGAGGCGGCCGAGGAUGAAGUUGCCAUAUGCCCUUACGAUUCCAAUCAUCGCAUGCCUAAGUCGUCUCUAGCAAAGCACAUGGUAUCUUGUAGAUUGAGGAAACUGGGCUAUACCAAAGAAGAAGAGGGUAAAAUGUAUAAUUCUGACUUUUUCUAUGAGAAUGCAAAGAUACCUUCAGUUACCUUGAAUAAGGACUCACAAUUCCAGAUAAUUAAACAAGCUAGAGAUGCAGUUGGAAACGAUGGUGAUUAUUAUAAUCAAAGGAUGUAUUCUUCAUUGCCUGUUGAAGUUCCUCUGAAUCACAAACGGUUUGUUUGUGAUCUAACCCAAGCCGAUCGUCUUGCCCUCUAUGAUUUUGUAAUCGAGGAGACAAAGAAAAAACGGUCAGAUUCUCAAAUUAUUGAAAAUGACAGCGAUCUCUUUGUAGACUUGGCUGCCAAAGUCAAUCAAGAUAAUAGUCGAAAAAGUCCAAAAUCUUACCUUGAAAUCCUGGCAGAAGUGAGAGAUUAUAAAAGAAGACGCCAGUCCUAUAGAGCUAAGAAUGUUCACAUAACCAAGAAGUCAUAUACUGAGGUGAUUCGGGAUGUGAUCAACGUGCACAUGGAGGAACUCGGCAGCCAGUGGCAGGAGGAGCAGGAGAAUGCAGAGGAUGAUGCGGAGAAGAAUGAAGAAAGGCGGUCGGCUUCAGUAGACUCACGGCAGUCUGGGGGAAGCUAUCUGGAUGCGGAGUGUUCACGACAUAGAAGGGAUCGGAGUAGGAGCCCGCAUAAACGCAAAAGAAACAAAGAGAAGGACAAACACUGGGACUCAAGAAGAAGGAAAGAGAGGGAUGGGGAAAGACAUCAUAGUCAUAAAAGAAGAAAGCAAAAAAUAUAAACGAAGUAUUUGUGCGUGUAUUAAUUAUGCUUAUGCCAUGGUAACCAGUAUGCUGAUGUUUUUAUCAUAAUUGCUUUGAGUAGGAGAAUGUGCUUACAUGAACUGUUCAGUGCUCAGAUCAUUAUUUUUCAACCAAUACUUACAUCUCAAACCAUGAGUACAUUGAUUAUGCCCUAGAAAUUUGUUUUCCUUAUAUUUUAAUGGAUGAUUGCCUCCUAUUACUGAUUUUGUUUCAUUCUUUUUUUGAUAAUUUAUGUUUCAGAAAAUUCUUUAAUUAAAGUGAAUAUUUAAACUA